UGGUUCGUUGCAGCAAGCAGCAUGCAGACACUGCGCAAUCAUGUCGUUUUUCCAAGCAUCUUUUGUUAUUUGCGACCCUCUGAGAUACGAAACAAGGGGCACUUUUAGCAAAACGCCAGUGAAGUCAGUGCCUUUUCUACUGUAAAUGCAACCUACAGAUUUAAUGUGAUUAUUAUACAAGGAAAUACUCCUAAUUGGUCAAUUUUAAGUUUAUUUCUUUAAUUAUUUUUUUUUAUGUAGUGGAUGUUGCACAUUCACCACAUUUUGUGAUGAAGUGAUGCCAGAGGUAUAUUCAUAGCUCGCCGCAUCAAUGCACACAACUUGCCUCUUAAGCGUUUACUUUAUUUCAUAAAGUGUCCUGGCAUUGUAUGCUAGGAGCUGAGCAUGGGCAGAUUUGCAUCAAGGUGUCCCGAGCUCAAUCCGCUAGCUUGAAGAAUUCCUUAAGAGACUUUAAACUAAAACAUUGAAAUUACAGCAAUGGAGAGACUUGUGCCGGUUCUUUUCGUCUUAGGUUCUUUAUUGUUACUUCUGGGUGCAUCUGAAGAGCCCACCAGAGGAUUGUUUACAGCCAGUCCAGUCAGCACACAAUGGAUGUCUCCCCAACUAGAGCCCCUGGACUCUUCAGAGCAGGCCGAGCUUGCACCUCCUGAGCCGGCUGGCCCUGGCAUUCCUGAUUUCCUGACUGCCUCCCAGGAGUCGGGCUUCUCCAGCGACGAGAACGAGGGGAUACAGUUGAACUACUUCUCAGACGAUCUGAACGACAUCGUCUUGGAUACAGGGUCUCCAGAAGUAGGUUACCAUCCUGCUUCUUUACAACCGUCAUCUUCACCAGACAGGACAGCAAGCGAUGGGGAUUCCUCUCUCUCUCUCUCCUCAUCUGAGCCCCUCAAACCAAGACUGACCAACACCCCCAUCCCAGAGCUGUGGGAAGAGCAAGGAGAAACAGCUUCAACAAACCAGUCGGAACCUGUGCAUUCUAGUUUGCCCAUGGCACCAAGCUCUUCCCCCAAGUCGACUGAUCAAAGAGACACACACCUGGUUGCAGUGACAGAGGAAGACUGGCACGCCACAUUGCUUGCUGAAAUGACAACAUUCCCAGAUGCUGAAGGAUCAAGUUAUGGGCCUUUCAAAGAGCCAGGUUUGUUGUCUUUAUCGACAGCUGAGUCGGAUACUAACACCUCUCCCGAAAGACCUUCCAUGGAUUAUUCAGCAGUCAAUGAAAGUGACAUACUGCUAGACACAGUUCCCAUGGUAACCACUGUGCACAGGAUAACUGACAGCAAGACCCAUGAAAGUGGUCCUAGCACCACAGUUAUUCACUCUGUUUCUUCCACUCUAAUUCCUUGGAAUGAACCAGCGGGUUUGACGGAAAGCACAGAGCCAUAUUUCAGACAGGAAGUCACCACGGAGACUGGCAGUGUGAAAACAGAAUCGCCUCAGGGGUCUCCACAGGUUGUUUGCACUGACUGGAGUGAUCUAACUGGGAAAGGUUAUGUUAUUCUCAACAUGACUGAAAAUAAUGACUGCGAGCUCUUCCGAGUGGAGAACGGGGACAGGCUCCUGGCCAUGCUGGAAAAGGCUUUCUCCAGGAAGAUAGACAACCCCCAGGGAACCUGGUUCAUUUCUCUAAGCAAGCCCAACAGACAGGACAAGCAGUUGCUGAUGACACUGGCUGGUGAACAAGGGGUGAUACCCACGAAAGACGUACUCUCCAUGCUUGGAGAAAUCAGGAAAAGCUUAUAUGACAUAGGAAUCCAGAACUACACCAGCGCUACCAGUUGCCAGUCUCGCCCCACUCAGUCUCGCAGUGACUAUGGGAAGCUCUUUGUUGUACUGGUCAUCAUCGGCUCCAUCUGUGUGGUCAUCAUAGUGUCCGGCCUCAUCUAUAUCUGUUGGCAAAGACAUCUUCCAAAGCUGAAGAACAUGUCACACGGUGAGGAACUUCAUUUUGUGGAGAAUGGUUGCCACGACAACCCGACACUGGAUGUCACCAUCGACAGCCAAUCAGAGAUGCAAGAGAAGAAGCCCAAUGUGAAUGGGUUUGUCAUGGACGGGGUGGACAACUGGCACAUCUUAAUUAACAAGACCGCAAAAGAGGAAGGGGACAAUUAUGAAGAAGACACACAUCUUUAACAAAAAAAAAAAAAACAGACUGUGGCAACAUGUGUCAGGUGACUUGUGCCAUUUUGAGAAAUACCUGCUAAUUCAGCUGUGAGCUUACUGUUUAAGCUUAUGUCAACAAAAAUAAUCAUAACAGCACCAUUAGAAUAAAGCCUUGGGGAUUUACAGUUUUAAAGAAGGUUUCUGAACGUUCACAUGGAAGAUUGUCACUGUUUCUGAUAGACAUGUUUUUACCAAAGUAGAGAACAAUCCAAACAGUCUAAGAAAGAAAACAGAAAAGCGUUUUGGAAAAUGUAUUUCACUGUUAAUCUUUUAUUUCAUCUCACAAUGUGGUGUUUCAUAAAUAUGAUAGAUUUAAGAUUGAUAAACUGUUCAACAGUUUUACUGCAUCACUUGAAAAUGAAAUUCUCUCUGUGUAUAGAGAUGAAGACCACAGGUAUUGACAUAGCGAAUGGCUUAACCCUCACAUGUAGAAUACAUACAACCACAAAUGACUGUGAAAUAGUGGAGUUUUUGGUCACAUCAAAGAAUGGUUCUGAGGACAGACCAAAAACAAGCUAAACUAUCACUGUGGUUUCUGACCCAUGUUGGUGAGAUGAGAUGAGGUUAAAAGCGCUAUCACAAUGAAUGUCAAAUGAUGUUUGCCAGAGUCUCUUUUGCAUAGUGGUUAAGACGCUUGCUUGCAGUGCACGUGGUAGCUGGUACACGCCCAGCCUCCGCCCCUGUUACAUCAUUUUAAAAAGUAUAAAUAAUGUUGAACAGGUAACAAGACUUCAGUAUAUUUUUUUUAUUUUCCAUAAUAGAAGUACGUGACAUGACAGAAACGCAAAAAAAAUUCUGGUUAAAUUAUCUCAGUCUCAAUACUGUCGCCAUACAACUUGUAAACCUGCACUGUGCUUUAGUAAUGUAUUUAGUGAUGUUUAAAAGAGGGUCAAUAAAUUACCCUUGGAUGAAAACUCUAGCUUGAUUAACAUAGGGAUAAAGCAGAUGGCUGGCACUGUGUUAUAUUGACUUGGCUGAAUAGGAAACAUGUAAGGGGCCAUUCAGACUUUACUAUCGGAGCAAGGUGGCAGUUGCUGUGUUCUAAUAAUUAUAAACAGACAUUGACAGAGCAUUGAGUCUGUGGUAAUGGACCUCAUGGUAUGUAGUUCACAAUCAACUCACUUAAUAUAUUUUCAGAUCUAUUGGUUUUUGAUUAGUCUGUGUUAAGGUGCUUUCAUCUGAGUUCAGGGGCUAGUCUUCAGUUCCUUUUGCCUGCCAUAGACAUAUGUAGGCGAGACAAGCCAGCCUGUUUUUAAAUUAGUAAGUUCCAACACCUCUAGUGCAAAGCUGCCUAGUGCUGGAAUUACAACAGGGUGCUUGUAUCCAAAUUAGCUCUUCACUAAAUGGCGCUGGCUCUUCUAUAAAAACACUUUGGUUGAUCUAGUCCAGUGGUUCCCAACUUGUGGUCCAUGAGAGAACUCUGGGCGGUCCACAAACAACUCCCCAAAUUCGGUUAUGCAGUUCUUGCAAAAAAACUAUUUCUACAAAAAUACACACGUUGUGCAGCUACAAUAUGUAUUACUAAGCAACACAACAAACCGCUUUAACCACAUUAUAUAUAAUCGUAAGAUAUGUAGGUAGUCCGUAUUUUCCCCCUUUAUCUGUUUUCUUUUAUUACGGGUGUUUAUAAAUUCAUAUUAUUACAGCUCCCUUUGGUGCAAUACCAAGCAUCGCCUUGAAAGCUGCCUUUAACUGAAACAGCUUUCUAGUGUGAAAUAAAUACUAACUAAAUAACUGUUACACAUUGUGAAGCCACCUUUCUCUUGCCAGACGUCUUUUUUUCUAACCAGCAUUAUUUAAAAAUCUACUAAAUGCACAUUUUCUAAUUUGUGAAGAUUUUACUGCUUGUUUUCACUGCUCAGGAAAAAAAAAAAAAACGUAGUCUGGUUGUCACAGCCUUUUCACUCGGCAUAAAAGUAACGCGCUGCAUUGAAUAUUCCUAACUUGUUUGGAAUGACUAAAUUAAAACAAAAAAAAAACAUUAAAACCACAGUUUUAGUACUUUUCAUUUUCAACAAUAUAAAUUGUGCUACAGUGUUGCCAGGGAUAGGACUAUCCCUAUUUCCAUACGUUUUGUAGAGCUGCAUAUAGUUGCUUAUAAUAAUAGAAGUUAAUGUGAAACAAAAAUGUGUUGCUUGACUUGUGAACUGUACUGUAGUGUGAAUGACCUAUUUCAGCUCCAUGUUAUUAUAUGGUUUUAUUCAGCCAGGUUUAAUAUCUCACAAUAUUUCUUAACACUACUGCUGGAAACACUCGCCAAUCAUUUCAUUUUUCAAAUUGCUUCCCACCCACCUCGUCUUCGUAUUCCGGUGUGUUUUUUAUAUGUACAUCAACCCAAGUUGGUGCACAAUAAAUUGCGUUAGAAAGGCUGCGAGGACCAGCACUGGUAUUUACAUUUCUGGAAUCAAGGACGACCCAAGCCCCAGUGCAUUAUUUGUCAGGAGGUUUUGUCAGUUCUGUUGUCAAUUCAAUGCUUGUCUCCUGUCUAUUCCUUAAGGAUAUUAUCUUCAUGUAUUGCUCAUCCUUGUUAGACAGCUUUUUGGGUCUUCCAGUCCUGGGUUUGUCAAUUACAGAUGAUGUUUCUCUGUAUUUGUUGAUUAUGCUUCGGAUACCACACCUUGAAAAUCGAGUGAUGCGAGUUACUUCACUCAAUGUUUUUCCUUCUUUAUGCAAGUCAAGGUUGUUAUAAUAGUAGAAAACACUAGUGGAAGCUUAUAUAUAUAUAUAUAUAUAUAUAUAUAUAUAUAUAUAUAUAUAUAUAUAUAUAUAUAUAUAUAUAUAUAUAUAUAUAUAUAUAUAUAUAAUUUUGCAAAUUAAAAACAAAGUAGCACAUUUCAUUCUUUACUUUUAGUUAAAAAAAAAAACAUCUCCUUCUUUAGACAAACCAGUUGAGGUUUAAGACAAGUAUAAAAUAACAUAAAUGGUGGUGCAUUCAAACUGCAGUUGUUAUACAUCAUUAAAAUAGGGUUACAAUAUAGUUAUGGAAUGUAUCACAUUAGGGAUUAGAAAUCCACAAUGAAGAAGGUAUUAAAUUGUUUACAGAAUCACUACAGCUGAUUUAAUAUGUACUGCAGAACAAAAAAAAAUGUUUAUGGCACUAGCAUGACAACUCAGAGCUAAUAUCUGCAUGAGGCCUCAUCACCAGAAAUGCAAAGCAAUACUUCACAGAAAACCAUGGAGAAAGCAUGGAAUACAUGCACCUGUAAAUACAGCUAAAUAAACCUUCUGUGUAAAAUGAUCAUUUACCUUAAUCGCAUACGUUUUCAAUAAAAGCUUACACUUCUGUGACUUUUAUAAGAUGCUCAUAUUUAUUUCAGAUUUUACAUUCAUUUUCAAAUAAAUGAUGACGUGGUCCUCUGUGAAAUGUUACAGUUCCUGUUAAACGUUUAGUCAACACUGUAAAGUGUGUUCAGUGCCAGCUCUUUAUAUAGACAAGCUUGAAGCCAGAUAAGGACAGAUUUGGAGAAAUUUGAUAAUACUUGAGCAACAGAACCCAGAACAACAAACUCCAUAUGAUGGUAAGAUAAGUAUAAAAAUGAAAUGAAAUGACUUAUGAAUCUCACUCUUUAAACUGUUACAGCCUAACUUGCAUCCCAUGCUUUCACAUGAUUUCCUGGAAAAAAGGUCAAGGGGGCAGUAAAAAAAAAAAAAGAAAAAGAAAGAAAAUGUGAUCUGAAGCUACUUCCCCUUUGACUUAAUAUUCUGAGAGAUUCCUUUCCCCUACUUCAUUGUGUUGUUAUCAGAAAAAUAAUAAUAAUAGUGCAACAGUUUUCAAAAAAGUGACACGGUUUGUCAAAUCGGACACAGUACUUGACUAGUAACCCAGUGCUUUGAAAUGUAUCUGUAAAAAUAUUUUCUGCUGGUCACUGGGGAUUGCAUUUCUCUAACACGUUUAGAUUAGCCUGUUUUGUAUUGUCUAAUGACGUUCACCAGAAAGCAAGAAGUCUUGGUGACAGUCCCUGAACUGUGUGAUGAGGUAACUUGACGUAAUCCUGCUUUGGACAAUAUAUCUAUGCUUUUUUCAGUG
Molecule: messenger RNA, 6190 nt
Organism: Acipenser ruthenus (sterlet)
Lineage: Eukaryota; Metazoa; Chordata; Actinopteri; Acipenseriformes; Acipenseridae
Product: podocalyxin-like protein 2
Exons: 8
Coding region: 478-2133 (551 amino acids)
Source: RefSeq, a predicted model, not a curated record